AUGGGCCCCUCUCGCUCCGCAUCUCCCGGGACUUCCCGCGUUUCCCUCUCGUCGGCCUCUCGUCGUGCUCCCUCCCCAUCGCGUUCCUAUGCCGCACCCUCCCUCACCGCGCACCCACCCGCGCACUCCGCGGGGUUGUCGGCCGGGCCUUCCGCCUACACCGCGCCAUCACAUCAAAUAGUUCCGCCGCCGCCGCUUUUCGGAACCUCCUCAUCCAAUCACCGACCCUCCUCUCCCUCCCUUUCCUCCGCCUCUCCCUCCCGAUCCAUCUCCGCGACUGCCGCGAACAAGCAUUCGCAGCGUUACACCCUCCCUUCGCCAAUCUCCAUUCCGUCCCUCAACCUGACGAGUCCCAGGCACAGCUCUCCGCGCGUCACGCCCCGAAGCUCCAUUGCGAGCCUGCUACCCAGCUUCGGCAGGUCCGGGGUUUAUGGCGGGGGAGGCGGCGUAGGAAGCGGAUUCGGAGAGGUGAGAUACGGUGAUCGUAGUUUGGAUGCGGGACAGCCGUCGGGGCCAAUACCACCGGGACCUAUCACAUCCGCAUCGGCAACAGCAGCUUCGUCGUCCUCCGCGCUUGUAGCGGCAGCAACGGCGGCGGUUGCAGCGGCAGCAGCUGCGGAGAGCGCCGCUGCGCCGGUGACCGCACGGGGAAGCAGAAGCGGAACGCCGGAUUCGCGCCGCCAGCUGUUCCCAGGCGCGGAAGCGCGUGGAAUCUCCCUACCUUCCGCGCCGCCCGUAAACUCUGCUCUUGCCCCCGCAACUCAGCUUCAUAACGUCGCACCUGCGCCCGUCCGCACUCCCCGCCCCGCCAGCCCCGUGCUCCCUGGUGACCGUGUGGAACGGUCCGCGGAAGGGGAGUGGUCAGGAGGCAUGGGCGGAGGGGUUAUGCGCGGCUUGAGCGGAGGCGCGGGGGAAACAGGCAGUGGAGUGAGGGAUGGGGGGGGGAUUGGCGCAAUGAGGACUGUGACAGCUGCGCUGGGGGAAAGCGGCGGAAUGGGGAGGGGGAAAGGGAGCUUUUCUAGCGGGCAGCAGCAGCAGCAGCAGCAGCAGCCGCACAACCGGCGGUGGACGAAUGACGGGUCUGCGGGAGGCGGGGCGGUUUGCGCGUCUCCCGCUUCCGCCGCAGCCACGGGGAGGCCGGAUGCGGACAUGGCGGACUUGCGCUCGUUUGCGGGGGACGAAUUCGCGUGCAGCAGCGCGGGGAGUCAGCGGAAGGUGGAGCGGAAGGACAGGUGCGCUGACGGGGACGGAACACCAGCGGGCGCGGCGCCGGCUGGUGCGGGAACCAGAAUCGGGCGCGAAGGGGGAGAAGGCGGAGGAACAGACCGCGCCGGCGCGGUGGCGGGGGUAGGAAGAGCCAGCUUGGGGGCAGGCGCAACAGGGGGAAUGCCUAGAAUUGGCAGAGGAACUGUGGGUGCGGGAGGUCUACGAUCUAGCGCGGAAGGGAUUGGGGGAGUAGCAGCGGGAAUCGCGGCAGGCAUGUCGGCACAACCCGCUUCGGGGCGGAUACCGUCCGCUUCCGCUUCCGCGCCGGGAGCAGCAGCAGCAGCGGCGGCGGCUGCGGCGCCAGCACGCGCGAGCGGGGAUCUUGCAGUUGCGAUGGCGGAGGCUGCGGGGGCGGAAACGGGGAGCGGAAGCAACAUCCACGCUACUGGCUUGUAUCGAAUGGCAGCGAAGACGCGUUUAUGGAGGACGCGCGAGCCCGGAAGCGCGGUGCUGCGCCACGGGUCCAUCGUCGCGCUCGCGCUGGGCAGCAAGCUGCUGGCAGCCGUCGAAUCCAACGGCCGCUGGGAGCUCGGAACGGUCGAUCCGAGCACCGAGCCGGCAGGCGCCGGAUCAGGCGCCGCGAGCGACGGCGCGGGGCCCUGCAACGGGGAUGUGCAGGCCGCGGCGGCAGCUGCGCCGGCAGCGGCGGCUAAUAGUGGUGGCGCUGACGGUCUCUGUGCAGAUGCUGGCGGCGGCCGCAGCGGCGACGGUGCGUUAAUCGGCGGCGCGGGCCCCUUGAAUGGCGGCGGGAUUGGCGGGGCGUGGCCCGUGGAGAGCCUGUUCUUGCUGGUGUGCUUCGGAGGGGGGCGCGUGGGGCUGCGGUCCCUGGCUGCUGACGGGCGGUGCCUGUCCGCCGCUGGCAGCGCGGACGAAUGCCACUACUUCGCUGGAUGGCACUUUCAAGAGCCAGAGGUAUGGUGCAUGCCGCCAGACCUCUCCGCCCUUCCGCCCGCUCCUGCUGUUGGUGACGGCAAGGAGGCGCGCGGGGCACAGGCGGAGGGGGGUGCGGAGGAGACGGCGGAAACGGGAGAGGGGAAGGAGAGGGCACAGGCGGGAGGGGGAAGGGGAGCGGAGGUGGCGAUAGGCGGGUGGUGCGAGGAGGUGGGGGGGGUGGUGGAGGGUGCAGUGGUGCUGCGCAGUGUGGUGCACCCGCAGUCCGUGCUGCCUGUGCGCGUGGUGGGCAUGGUGGGCGGCAGCUACAGGCAGUGGAAGCACAUGCAGCAGGAAGCGGUCACAGCUGCUGGGCUGAGGGGACAGUAUGUCACCCGCCUGCUCUCUGCGCUUUCACUCUCCGCUUCCUCCUCCCUUUCCUCCCUCCUCCUUCUGUCCUUCCAAUAUUUCUCCUCCCUUCGUUCCUUGUUCCCUCCUGCUCUCCUUAUCUUUUCCAUCCAACGCCCACCCGUCCUACCAUCUGCCUGCAUUCGCGUGCUUACCCCAGCAUUCCCCUCUUUAUCCCCACUGCCUGACCCACAUCCCCCUUGCCUCGUCAUCCCUCCCCUCGCUCCUCUUCCCAUUCCAUCCCAUCUUCCAUUCUCUCUACUCCCUACUCUCCCACUCCCUUCCCUGCCACACUUGUCCACUCCCGACCCCUGCUCCCGCAUGCAUCUCGCGCAGCUGGAGGAGGAGAUCCGAGCCAAGGCACAAGGCGCCUCCUCGCACUCCUCCCCUUCCCCCUCCCCCUCCCUCGCCUCCUUCCCUUCCUGCUCCUCCUCCUCCUCCGCUGCCUCUGACAGCGACCAGGGCAAGCCGGCCAAGCCUGACGUGCCUUCUGCUGCUCCAUCUGCUACUGCUGCUGCCACUGCCGCUGGUGGUGCUGCGGCAAUGGCACUGGCGUCAGGAGCAGGUGUGACAGCUGCUGCUGCUGGGGACGCUCCGCCUGCAUCCGCCGGCACAGGAAAGACAGAGAGGCAGUUGGCGGAAGCAGAGGCGGAGAGGGAUCGGCUGCAGGCGCGGGUGAAGGAGCAAGGGGAGCAGCUGGAGGGCGCGAGGAGCGAGGCACAGGGGCUGCGCGAGAGGAUGCGGCAGAUGGAGCUGAGGGCGCUGGAAAUGGAAGGGCUGCUGUCCAUGCUCAGACAGCAGAUGCCCACUCUUGAUCUCCCCGUGCCGCUCCCACUGCCGCUGCCUCGCGCUGUGAGCCCUGAGUUGUCACAUGGGCUCCAGGCUGCUUCCCGUGUUGACACCCAAGCUCAAACUCACGCUCCUGUUGUUCCCGCUCCUCCUCCGGCUGAUGCUGCUGGUGGUGCUGGGAGUGGUGCUGCACCUGCCAUUGCUGGAAUGAGCAGCAGCGAUGAGAAGGAGUGGGAGCAGGGAGUGGUGGGGAAGACGUACGAAGGCGGGGAGGGAGUGGAUGGAGCAGGGAUGGUCCACCCUGUAGCAUCCACCCCUCCGCUCUCCCCGUCUCUCGCUGCCUCGCAGCCCCAAGCCACAUCCAUGUUUGAAUCCCCUAUUCUCGCCCCAGAUUCGCCGCUGCUUCCUCAACCGAGCACCUCCCCUCUUCCGUCACCGAGCGUCAGUCUCGAGUGUCUGGCUAUGGGGGCUCAGCUGGAGGCACAGGCAGCAAGGGCGGAGGAGAAAGCAGAGAGCGGUGGUGGCAGGGGUGGCGUUCAUAAUGACUUUGGGCGGUUUGGAGGAGCAGGUGAUGUGGAGAAGCGCUGGCAAGCGCAGCUGCAGCAGCAACAGCAGCAGCAGAAGAAAGAGGUGGGAUGCGGAGAGCGGGCUUUGGACGGGCUGUAUAGCCGACCUGCUGCUGGCUCGGCUGAUGACGCUGCUGACGCUCGUAGCGCUGGUGCCAGUGCUGGUGCUGCUGGUUCUGGUGCUGGCGCUGGUGGUGUGGAGAGGAAAGAGAGCAAGGAGGAAAGAGAUGCUGGUUUCUCUAUUGAGCAUGGCGGACAGAAGGACGGAAGGGUGGGGCAAGAGGGCAAAGAGGUGCGGGACGCGAAGGGAGGGAAGGAGGGGAGCGCGAGCGGCAGUGGGAGGAGUGGAGGAACAAAGGGCCUGGCCCGUGCCCUGUCUGGUAUCCUGGGCAGCCCUAGGAGGCGCGAUGCUGGUCCGUCAUCAUCAGCAGCAGCACCAGCAGCACCAGCAGCAGGAGGGGGAGGGGGAGGUGGAGGAGGGAUAGGGGGGGGAGGAGGAAGGGGAGGGGCAGGGGAGCCGUUGCUACGCAGGAGCUUCUCGCCCAUGCGGUCCACCAGAGGGUGGCUGGGAGUAGGCGCAGGUGGAGGAGCCGGUAUGGCGCCUGGCGCUGCUGCUGCUGCUGCUGCUGCAGCUGCAAACAAAGCGGCACUGGCAGCGGCAGCUGGAGCAGGAUCAGCUGCAGGUGCUGGGGUGGGUAGCAACAGCGGGAGUGAGGUGCUUUGGGCGUGUCAUGCCAGCAACACGACUUCGAGCAGCUGCAACACCACUGGUAAUGACGCUGCGCACAGUGCAAGCACGGGGAUGAUGCAGCGCGGUGGCGUUCGGAACAGUCACGGUAGUAACAGUAACGCUUUUGCGUGUACUGCCUCGAGUUACAUGCAGCGGGCCAGCGUGAGCCAAUCAGGAAUCGCCACGUCAGUCACCUCCCUGCACGCUGCUGGUUCGGAUGCUUCAGGUGGGGGAACAGCAGCAGUGGUAACACCUGGUGUUACACCUGGAGUCACCCCUGGGGCUACACCUGGCGCCACUCCUGGUGCCACACCUGGCGCCACUCCUGCUGUGUCCGUAUCUGCAUCCCUGGUCUCCCUGUCAGGGGUGAGUGAGAGUGUGGAGGGGCCAGUAUGGAACGAGGUCAUGAUGUUCGGAGGAGGAGGAGGGGCGAGUGGAGGGGUGGGGAUGGGUGGAGAUGGUGUUGGUGCUGGCGCUGAUGGUGUGGAGGGUAGCGGGGGUGGAAGUGGUGGCGGUGGUGGCAGCAGUGCUGGUGGGCGCAUGGGUGGCGAUGGUGGUGGCGGGAGGAGCAGAUGGUUUGAAACAGCGGGGGCGAGUGCUGCUGCUGCUUCUGGUACUUUCGCCAGUGAGAAUAAUAAUGAUGUUGAUAUCGACAUAGGUGAAAAUGAUCAUGCUGACAGUGGUGACGCUUCUCGGGUGGCUGCUGCAGCGACGGCUGAGCGAGGAGGCAUGGAGGAGAGUGGUGUUAGCGGCACAAGGGACGGAGGCACGAAGCAGCAGGUGCAGGGGGGGCAGCAGUCACCGGAUAUGGCAUGGCUACACAACCUCAUCAAAGAGGCACGCAAGGCAACGGUGUCAGCAUCGACCGUGCUCUCUACCUCACAUGCCUCUCAUGCCCCACAUUCCUCACACGCCCACCAUCCUGCUGCUGCUAAACGUUCUGUUACCACCUCUGCCAUAGCAACAUCGGCAGUUACCAUGUGUGCCGUGACCCCUCAGGGUCACCCCAACCCCAAUGGCCUAGUCCAAUCCUCUGAUGGACCAUCACCAGGAGCAGCAAAGGAAGAAACAGCAGGAGCAGAAGAAGAAAUUCUAGCAGGCGGAGGAGGAGGAGUGCUUUCUGGUGCAGGUGCAGUGGGUGGCGCUGGUACAAGCGGGCCAAAGGAGCUGAGUCAUUCUGUGACUGACCAUCGAGGGAGAGAGGGAGGUGGAGGGUCGGUGGUGGAGGAGAUGGGGGAGGGGCCUUGA
Molecule: messenger RNA, 5877 nt
Organism: Closterium sp. NIES-65
Lineage: Eukaryota; Viridiplantae; Streptophyta; Zygnematophyceae; Desmidiales; Closteriaceae
Source: the annotation of a GenBank genome assembly